AUCUAAGCGGCAAGUUUGUUUACAUCGUAACAAAAUGGCGCACUUUUGAAUCUUCGUGAGAAGGAAGAUGAGCAAAGAUGUUUUUCAAAGUCUAUACAAUAUAUACGUUGAGCCUGUUGGGCAUAUUUAUGAAGGAUCUAUCAACUUUAUCUCAGGCUAGCAGUGCAGCAAAUGGAAACUUGCAAGAGGUAUCAGUACAGAAGCUAGAACACCUUGUUUUUAAUAGACAAUGGGAUCAGCCAUUUUGCAUUCUUUUUUUGCACAAAUCAGAAGGUAAACAAAUUAUAACUACAAAAGCAAGAAGGAUAAAGAAAAAGAGAACUGUCUCAUCGCUUGAGAAAAAAGUUACCAAAUUGAUGACUAGAAAGUACCUAAAACAAUGGUGGUUUGGUAAACUUGAUAUUGCCAAGGAAAAUUAUUCAUCCCGUAUUUCAUUGCCAGCAUCCAAUGAGGUCCUGCGAUGCUACAUUGGGACUUCAUCUCAUUUUGAUUAUGAACCAAAGGUCUCUCUGAAGAAAUGGAUAAAAAAAGUGGUAGUGGCCUACAAGAGUCGACUUGAGACGGUAACUAGUGCCGACAUUGAGAGCAUUUUCACAAAAGACCAAAACAAGAAUGUGUUUAUUGUGGUACUUCCAGGAUUGAAUUAUUUCCAGGUUAUCGAGCCGCAACUAUUAGAGAUGAGAAGAGAAUGCCCCAAUUGUCGAGUUAUUAUUGUCCCUUCGGGGAGCGAGCAGGAAAGAGUUUUCCAAGAAAAGUUCAACGUCUUUAACCAUCCGAUCGCAUUCAUAUUUCACCGAAAAAAGCUAAAGCUGGUACCACAGUUGAAGCAAACAUUAGAAGGACUGUAUUCCGUCAGCAAAGAGACAGUUUUACUUCAUGUUAUCAGAAUAAAAACAAAAGCACAGAGUCUAGCAUUUGAUAACUUCAAAACGACAGCCAUGAUGUCACGACACGACGAAAAACCAUUUAUCGUAUGUUUUUACUCAUCGAACAAUCCGGAAUCAUACAAGUUUGUACAUGCAUUUGAUAGAAGUGUUGACUACUUCACAAGUGGUGCAAAAAACCAUAAUCGUAUCAAUCUGAGAUUUGGGAUUGUCGAUCUGGCUGAUUCAGAAAAUUCAAAAAUUCUAUCAAGGUAUCUCGAUGUUACAACGAUCAAGAAAAUCCCCUUUCUAGCAGCUUUUUGGCAGAGUCAUAAUGAAUCAGGAGACCAUUCAAAUCACCAUAUACAACACAAGAUACUAUCUGAUAUCAUUCCCACGCCGGGGAUGUUGCAGUCAGAAUUGAACGACAUUGAUAUCUUGAAUGUUGAAGAAAAUGCGUUUGAAAACAAGUUUUGCUACCAAAACAGAACAAAAGAUUUCUGUGACUUAGAAGAACGACCUUUGGUGCGUUACGGCCCGAAUGUUGACAAAUAUUUUCUAGAGUACAAGCGCAAAAAGGAACUUCUUAAAAAGAGAGCAAUGAAAUAUCACAAUGGCAUACCGAUGUUGACAGAUAAGUUAUGGCCACAGAUAAUUGACCGGACGUCUCAGGCGAAGAAAUCUCUCCAUGAAACUUAUCCUGGUCAAGAGAAAGCUGCAACCGUAAAACUGGUUAUUUUCAUCAUGGCGGAUUGCGGUUUUUGCGAAAUAAUGAUGCCGAAGUUCAGCAAUUUAACAAGCUUAACAAAAAGAAUGCAUGGGGUUUCUGUGUACCUAAUGAACUGCACUUCAGAUCCGGUCAAUUGCAAGCGGAAUAAAGUUACAGGCUACCCCACACUGGCUUUGUUUCGGAGUAUUUCAGAAGAAGAGAGCAGGACCUGUCUUAUCGCAAACUCAACAUCAUCGUCAGUUCGGCUGGAUUACCAUGGGAAUAUGGAGAUUGGUGAUAUAUUAAAUUGGCUGUCUAAGGCCGCCAUGUCUGCAGUGGAAUUUUACUUUGUAAACAAAAGCUGGCCAAAGAUGAAUAAAGACGUUCGUCUUGUUGCUCACCUUUAUACCAGGACACUUGCCAGGAAAUACCUGUCAAGAUCGUUGCAACAUAAACUAAUACCUUUGCAAUGCUUCAAGUUGGCAUGUGAAAAACUUUUUGGCAGCGCUGAGUGCAUUGCUGUGCCAAGCGAAGAUCUUGUUACCGAAAAGGUUUGGAAGAAUGGAAUUAUGGAAAAACAGUUGGUUGUUGAACAGGUACUGUUUGAGCGAAGUGACGGAGCAAAGGCCACAGUUUUCAAACUGUCAUACCCAAUGGAUAGAACACUAGAGCUAAGUGGUGAUACAAAGCUACAUAAAUUUCACCGAAAUCAUAGAUACAAGAUACCCAGCGGAUUUCGAUGUGAGGAAAAUCAUCCACUAUGCACGGACAUUUUAGUGAAAUUUGUUGAGGAUCACCAACGCCUUCCAAUCACGCAUAUCUCGAGAGAAAGUUUUCAUGCACAUGGGGCAUCGUCUUCAAUAUUCUCGAAAGAAUUUCCAGUUCUCAUAGCCUUAGUUCAUAAAAACAACAUAUCCAGCAAUAGCUCAUUUUUAAAGGAACUUCAAAAAGCUGCCCACGAGCUUUAUACAACAAUGAUUGUAGCCACGUUGAAUGUUGAUGAAUUUCCCUCGUGGGCCAGUCAGUUUGUUCCACGUAAUUACCACUAUCACCACCAUGAUAUCAUGGAUAAAACACCUGCACUGUACUAUUAUCCUCGAUUUUGCAUCAUCGAUUGGGACGACCAUCAACGUGCUGCAUUUUACCCGCCUCUGGAUGAAUUGGAGGAAGUACCAGACGUCAGAAAGAGGCUGGCAAAAGUCAAAGCCAAAGAUAUUAUUCAGUUCUCUGGACGUUAUCUUAAAAAUCAGGCUGCUGUUCUAGUUGACACCGAAAUGUUUUAAUGUACUUCAAAAAAUGGCAUUGAAAUGUUCGGGGCAAGUGGUAUUAGCGCGACCCCCAACGUGGUAUUCACCUGAAGCUAGAAGCGAUGACGUAACGGGGUGUGUAAAUAGGGUUUGGGAGAGAGUAAAAUCAACGAAGUCAUGGGGAACGGGAAAACUUCGAAAGAAGUGAGAGAAGAAGCCCAGCUUUGAAUUAGAAGUAGCCCAUCACUUGAGCAUUCUAUAAAGUCUACUAAGAAUGGGGUAGUAUCCCCGUCCACCUCUGCUGAUAAAAUUUCUGAGGUCAAAAUUUAAAAAGCCCCUAGACAAAAAGAAUUAAGGGCAGUACAUAUCCAUUGCGUUACAUGACUUGCUUGAUACUUGAUACUCUUGUUUAAAGUUUGUAAAUAGGGUUUUCCAGGUUUUUUUAAAACACAUGCAAGUACUUAUAUCGUGUGCAGAUGUCUAAUUUAUUUUUACAACUUCGUAACGAACUUUGAUUCUUGUAAUGUUGAGUGUUUCACUGAACAACCUUACGCUAACGCUUAUAACAUGUUAUUGUGUGUUUUUUGUUAUUUAUUUAUUGAUAAUGUUCAUAAAACAGGUCUUUAUAUAAAGAGGUAUCUCUAUUAUUGGCAUUACAGACUGGGUAUUACCUCAAUAAAAUAGAAGAAAAUGCACGGGAGAAGAUUUCGAAGGCCCAUAACAAUUCUGAAUAGGUUUGACAGUAGGGAUAGAACUAGCCAACUAUAAGGAUAGAAAACUCGUAGAGGUGGCCAUUUGACGUGGGUAGCUGAUUUUGUUAUUCUGUCGAUUAAAGCUGUGAAAAUAAGAGAUCAGUGUGAAAACAAAAGCUUCAAUUUAUAUAUUUGGUUGUUUUAGCUUCAAUGUGUGCCUCACAACUUAAAGUAUGAAUUUCCGAAUGAAUAAAGAAUGAAUAAAGUAUGAAUAAAGAAAGAUUAGCUUUGCUUCAGGUUUACCCCUUCUUAAGAACAAGAAUUUUAGACACCAGUGCACCCUAGGAUGAUACUAAUUCAAACAGCUUCAAUCUCCAUUCAGAAUAUUUGAAUAAACCCAAGAGUGCAGCUACAAAUAAAAGCUGGUACACAAAAAACGUAUAACAAAUAACUGAUAGAAAAAAUUUACGGUUUGACUACAAAGCUAUCCUCACAGUCAGUUGUCAGGUUCUUUCUUGGCCGGUACAAAUCACUCGAAUCUAGAUGUAGACCUUCAUUCAACCACGAGGCUUAGAAAAAGCGCGCAAAACAGACGAAGGACAAAAAAGAAAGCUACGAGCAGAUAACAUCCUAUUCUUAAGAAUCAGAGGCAAUUGCUUCUUUCAACAAUCCCC
Molecule: messenger RNA, 4185 nt
Organism: Rhopilema esculentum
Lineage: Eukaryota; Metazoa; Cnidaria; Scyphozoa; Rhizostomeae; Rhizostomatidae
Biological process (GO): response to endoplasmic reticulum stress; protein folding
Cellular component (GO): endoplasmic reticulum
Molecular function (GO): protein disulfide isomerase activity
Source: RefSeq, a predicted model, not a curated record